This is a messenger RNA of Xenopus laevis (African clawed frog), 1773 nucleotides long. It is a transcript of the gene nudt12.S, whose product is annotated as nudix hydrolase 12 S homeolog. The record is from RefSeq and is a predicted model, not a curated record. Gene Ontology annotation, molecular function: RNA NAD-cap (NMN-forming) hydrolase activity; hydrolase activity; metal ion binding. Gene Ontology annotation, biological process: mRNA metabolic process; NAD+ catabolic process; NADP+ catabolic process. The transcript is spliced from 7 exons. Gene Ontology annotation, cellular component: cytosol; peroxisome. NCBI's taxonomy places the organism in Eukaryota, Metazoa, Chordata, Amphibia, Anura, Pipidae. The coding region runs from base 121 to 1497 and encodes 458 amino acids.
AAUCAGCCGACAAAUGGGCUUUUAUUGCCACAACAUGUUUCGGGGCCUUGGGCCCGAAAUAUGUUGCGGCAAUAAAAGCACAUUUAGCAACAAGCACUGGUUGUCGGCUGAUUCUCUCAAAUGCAGAAUCCAAGAAAGGAAAUGAUUUCUCAGCUCCAUAACCUUUGUGCACUGGGUGAUAGGACAAAGCUGCACCCUCUUCUCAGCCAUUCAUCUUCAGUCAUUAAUGAAACAAGUGAACAUGGAUGGAGUGCUCUUAUGUUUGCUGCUCGAAACGGACACUUUGAUGUUGUAAAUGUACUGCUGGAGAAAGGGUGUGACAGAACACUGGUUAAUAAGUCAAACCAGACUGCUUUGGAUAUUGCCAAGUUUUGGGGUCACAAACACAUUGCUGACUUACUGACUCAUACAAAAGGAGGAUCAAAACCCCAUUUUUUAUUAAACGCUAAAGAAGAACACGAGAAUUAUUUCAGUAGUACAAUUCUGGACAAAAGAAGUGAUAAGAGGACAGAUAUGAAUUGGUUAAAAUCCAAGCAAACUCAGGCCAGCACUGUUUAUAUCCUGUUUUCCAACCUAAAUCCACUAGUUCAUUUAGUUGGGGGCAGAGAUACUCCAGAAGAUCCAGAAAUCAAGCUUUGCAGACUUCAGUCGGAGGAAAUGAAGGAAUACCUGUUAAGGCCUGAAGAUGUUACUCUGAUAUUUCUUGGUGUUGAAAAACACUCGAAAACAAUUCAUUCCUCAGAACCCAAAAGAGAUUCUGGUGGGGAGGAUGAUGGACUGGUAGCAUGGUUUGGACUGAAUUCAAACAAUGGAUCUUCUGAACCAUUUGAAAAGAAACUCCAAGGCUGCUAUUUUCUCCGCCCCCCAAAGACUGCUUUUUUGCAACUGAGCCCUAAAGAAGCAGGUAUAUUAGCCCAAGCAAGAUCCGUUCUGGCAUGGCACAACCGUUACAAAUUCUGCCCAACUUGCGGCAGUGCAACAAUCAUUGAAGAAGGUGGCUACAAGAGAACCUGCUUAAAGAGUGGAUGUCCUAGUCUGCAAGGGAUCCACAAUACAUCAUAUCCAAGAGUCGAUCCUGUUGUGAUAAUGUUGGUUAUUCAUCCUGAUGGAAGCCAUUGUCUGUUGGGAAGAAAGAAGAGAUUUCCUGUGGGCAUGUUCUCUUGUUUAGCAGGAUUUAUCGAACCUGGAGAAACCAUUGAAGAUGCAGUUCGAAGAGAAGUUGAAGAGGAGAGUGGGGUUAAAGUUGGACAUGUUCAGUAUGUAUCAUGUCAGCCAUGGCCCAUGCCUUCAUCCCUAAUGAUUGGCUGCUUGGCAGUUGCAAUAUCUACUGAAAUUAAAGUUGACAAAGUGGAAAUGGAAGAUGCUCGUUGGUUCACCAGAGAACAGGUUGUCGAUGCAGUGAUCAAAGGAAACCAUCACGCAUUAACUGUACCGCCAAGGCAAGCCAUUGCCCAUCAGUUAAUAAAGCACUGGAUUGAAAUGCAUGCCAAUCUCUAAGUCUUCAAAUCUGUUUAAUCUAAAUAGACAUUUUACAUGUUUAUUUAAAGAACUGAGAAAUGCAGUUUCCAUAGGAAUGUAUCAUCAUUGCACCUACAGGUUGAGAAACAUGAACAGUAUAAUCAGUGCAAUAAAUACCAGCUGCCAUCAAGCUAUAAGCACGUAAGUAGUAAGUUUUCAGGCAGAAUGAAACUUAUUCAGAAACCUGGUAUCCAGAAAGCUCUCAAUCAUAGGAAAGGCCAUCUCCCAUAGAGAUAAUAAUAAAACGGUAACUUG